CGCGGACUAACCCCACUCAUCCUACGUUAGUACCAUGCCAUCUGAUACAUCUUUCCUAGCGUACGGUUGCUCAGAGUGGCGAAAGAGCAGCCAAAUCGCAUCUAAUCUAUACGAGGACGGUGUUAAGUUAUGGUCAAAGGACAAUCUUCAACAUAUCGAACAGCAACUUCUACAAUCUAUGGACCUUGAAUACUUUACUGUUCGCUUGAUUGACGGCACGGAAGCUUGCAUAAAGAAUCCCAUGUUUGCGGAAAGACGCCCAAUCUGGCGGCCCCGCGUCACAUACCGAGAGUACUGGCGACUAGUAACAUCGCAGCCUGAUGGCCCUUCUGAGACAUACCGCUGCUCAUAUCUGGUCCACUGGGAGAACGUUUGCGCGAAACGAUUUCAAGGCAUAAUUGAGAACGCCGACACCGUUUUCGAAGAGAAUAGGCACACCUGGAGUCAGAGUGCCAGCUGCCGCUUACUGCGGUCUCGGCUUGAGGAGGUGUUCAGCGUGAGAAAGGUAGCCAAGAUCAUUUGCUUUGGACUGGGCGACAUGUGUCGUGGACCUCCAGAGUGGUAUAGGCGGCAAACGGGCUCGAGUGGGCAGGAGCUGGAAGCCGAAUUCAUCCGUCCUAGCACGAUCCAGCAUUCGGUCGCCUUGACCAUGGCGGACAUGUGCAGUGCGAACAACAUCCAACUACUAGCUCAGGAUCCUGGCUACACGGAAGAAGCAAAGGAGAUGCUGAAAGGGAAAGGCUUCUCGAUUGUCGGGCCUUUCGGGGCGGGAGGCUUUGCUGAGAUCGAAGACGACUCUGUAAUAUUUUCGGCCUUUGUAGAAGCGCCUCUGAAACAGAUUAUCGCCGACCUUGCACGCCCCGCUCUUAUUAUCACUACCGACCGUACCACUUUUAACGAUGCUGGGAAACCGUGGGCCGACCCAGAAUCUCCUCGCACGAAAAAGAUGUGGGAUGAGUAUGAAAGAUGUGAUUUUCCAGUCUCGCCUGAAGACGCAGAGCUACUAAAAAGCGUACGAAAUCUAUACAUGUACGUAAGAAAGGUAUCCCAAGUCACAAGCGAAUGAAUUGGGCACGGCACGGAGAAUUAGCGCUAGAAGGAAAGAGUACACCAAUCACGAAUAGGAAAGAUGUGUGCUUGCUACUUGUUGGAUACAAAUGCUGGUAAAGACUGUAUAUAGGGAAAGUCCAACCUUCCUCUCCCUGUCCGCUCCUAACCACAUUCCUUCUCUUAGCCUUCUUGCCUUGAACCCGAUGAUCAGC
Paraphaeosphaeria sporulosa is the source of this 1262-nucleotide messenger RNA. RefSeq lists its product as uncharacterized. Bases 35 to 1066 code for a protein of 343 amino acids. NCBI's taxonomy places the organism in Eukaryota, Fungi, Ascomycota, Dothideomycetes, Pleosporales, Didymosphaeriaceae. The transcript is spliced from 3 exons. The record is from RefSeq and is a predicted model, not a curated record.